GGAGAUUGUCUUCGCCGUCGCUUCUGCGGUUCCUUCACCUCUAAUCCGAUCAAGUUUCCAGGAAGACGAUGGUCGUCUGCGAGCGCCGCUAGGUUUUGCCUAUUGUUUCUGAAAUAGCAGUAAACGGCAGCCAAAAAUUGGGUCUUUAUUGCGGAAUUCCACGACUAAGGAAUCCUCUUCACCACCGCGUCUUACAGCCGCCUUAAGCCAGCCACCACCGUAACCCAUAAAAAAAAAUAGGAAAAGAAAAUAAAAUAGAAAAACAGAAGAAACGAAGCAGAAGAGAAAAAGGAAACAGAGGAAGAAGAAAGGGAAGAGAGAGGGAGAAAGAAACUUACCAGCCUUCGUUUUUGGCAUUGGAGAUCAGAAAACUAAAUUAGGUUUUAGCCUUGCAAUUCUAAUAAAGGAUUGCAGCGUUGGGUGUUUAGCAAGAGUUGUUGUUUCAGAGAAUUCUUAACCAACUUCAUAGCUUUGUUGAGGUUUGGAAAAUGGCCGCAACCAAGCAUUUUCCUCAGAUGGUCUCACAUGUGAUUCUUGAUUUGGAUGGUACACUUUUAAAUACAGAUGGUGUCAUGAAUGAAGUUCUCAAAGUAUUCCUUGUUAAAUAUGGCAAAAGAUGGGACAAUAAAAUAUCUCAGAAAAUAAUAGGGAGGACACCUUUGGAAGUUGCAACUGCAGUUGUGAAAGAUUUUUCACUUUCUCUGACAACUGAGGAGCUCAUGUCUGCAAUUUCUCCAAUGUUCUCUGACCAGUGGUGCAAUAUCAAAGCUCUGCCAGGUGCUAAUCGGUUGAUUAAACAUCUGAGGAGUAAUGGGGUGACUAUGGCUUUAGCUUCAAACUCUUCAAAAUCCUGCAUAGAAGCAAAGAUUUCUUUCCACCAAGGCUGGAAAGAAUCAUUUUCUGUUAUCAUUGGUGGUGAUGAAGUUACUACGGGAAAGCCAUCCCCAGAAAUAUUCCUUGAAGCUGCCAAAAGAAUGAAUGUUGAUAUUUCAAAUUGCUUGGUGAUCGAGGACUCAUUGCCUGGCGUUGCUGCUGGCAAAGCAGCAGGAAUGGCAGUGGUAGCAGUGCCAUCUCUUCCAAAACAAGCUGGUCUUUACAGUUCAGCGGAUGUGGUAAUCAAUUCUUUGCUUGAUCUGCAUCCUGAAAAGUGGGGCUUACCUCCUUUUGAAGAUUGGAUUGAAGGCACUUUACCAAUUGAACCAUGGUAUAUUGGAGGACCUGUUAUUAAGGGAUUUGGUAGGGGCUCCAAGGUACUUGGGAUACCAACAGCUAAUUUACCUGCAGAAAAUUUUUCUACAAUACUCUCUGAGCACACAUCAGGAGUCUACUUUGGCUGGGCAGGACUCUCAACAAGGGGCAUCUACAAGAUGGUCAUGAGCAUUGGUUGGAACCCAUACUUUGACAACACCGAGAAGACUAUUGAGCCAUGGCUACUCCAUGACUUUGGUGAGGACUUUUACGGGGAGGAGUUGCGCCUCGCUAUUGUAGGCUACAUAAGACCAGAGGCGAAUUUUCCGUCGCUCGAGAGUCUGAUAGCAAGGAUUCAUGAGGAUGGUAGGAUAGCCAAGAAAGCCCUUGACCUUCCUAUAUAUGCAGGCUCGAAAGAUUCACCAUAUUUGAAGAACUCCAUGCUGCGGAGUAAUUGUCAUUCUUGAAUUGCAUGAGUUUUAGAUGUGUAGAAGAGAUAAAUCUUUCAGAUUGGUCAACGGUCAGAACAAGAACCAAAGUAUGGCCUUGUUCACCGCCACAUUCAUCAAACAGAAGAAGAUGCCAAAUGCAAACAUGAUUGUGUUAACCUAUAUUCUUUUCUAAAACAUAAAUCUCUUGAUCAAACGAGCAAAAAGAGGUGAAUGUUUUUCUAAUGUUACCUUAAAGCUUGUGAACUUUGCCAAACAUUUUCUCUUCUGCUCUAAAUGCUAUAAGCAGGAAGCACAUUGCGCACAUCAUCUA
Molecule: messenger RNA, 1950 nt
Organism: Musa acuminata subsp. malaccensis (wild Malaysian banana)
Lineage: Eukaryota; Viridiplantae; Streptophyta; Magnoliopsida; Zingiberales; Musaceae
Product: bifunctional riboflavin kinase/FMN phosphatase
Biological process (GO): riboflavin biosynthetic process; FMN biosynthetic process
Molecular function (GO): riboflavin kinase activity
Source: RefSeq, a predicted model, not a curated record